ACUUAGAAGGACCGCCCCUUUAGCAUCGUGUUUAAGGUACUUGAAGAGAAGUUUGCUCUUGCAGUUUUGUUUUGCAAGUAUUGCGCACAAGAGAGCAAGCUACCACUACUACACCCAGAAGGGACUGAACAUUUAAAUCGCAAACAGGAAAUCGUACUGAAGUUACUGCAUCCUCACAGCGAAAAUACCGGACUUGAAGAUGAUUUUCGACAAAUUGAAAAAGUUCUACAUCGUCUUCGACUCCCCCGAAAUCGACUCCCCUCCUGUGUUUAGCAGCGGGGAUGUUGUGUCCGGCAAAGUUGUCCUGGAGCUUGCCGGGGAAAGCAAAGUGGAGUCUCUGAAGCUGCACGCCGAAGGCUUUGCUAAAGUGCAUUGGACUGAGUCUCGGAGUGCCGGGGCCAGCACUGCCUACACCCAGAACUACAGCGACGAAGUGGAAUACCUCAACCGGAGAGAGGUGCUUCUGCAGGCAGACAAUGGUGACCUCACUGUUCUUCCAGCUGGCAGACAUGAAUACCCUUUCAGCUUCCAGCUGCCUGAAGAGACCCUGGUGACCUCUUUUGAGGGCAAGCAUGGCAGCAUUCGUUACUGGGUGAAAGUGAAGCUGCACCGACCCUGGACCACAGUGAAGAAGAUCAAGAAGGAGUUUACAGUUAUUGAGCCCAUUGACAUCAACACACCCACCCUACUGGCUCCCCAGGCUGGUACAAAAGACAAGAUGGCAAGGAUGUGGUACCGCAAUUUGGGGCAGGUGUCAGUGACUGCUAAGAUUGACCGCCAGGGAUACACACCAGGUGAGGUGAUCCCCGUCUUUGCAGAGUUUGACAACUCCACCUCCCGCUCUGUGGUGCCCAAGGCCUACAUCACACAGACGCAGACCUUCAUCGCCAGGGGCACCAUGAAGCAGAAGCGCUCUGUGGUGGCCACACUGUGCGGGGACGCAGUGGGGGCCCGGCGCAGGGAGACCUGGCACGGUCGCGCCAUCAAGAUCCCCCCCGUUGGGCCCUCCAUCCUACACUGCCGCAUCAUCAAAGUGGAGUACAUGCUGAAGGUGUGUGUUGAUGUUCCUGGGACAUCCAAGCUGUUCCUGGAGCUGCCUCUGGUCAUGGGCACCAUCCCACUCCAUCCUUUCGGCAGCCGCACCUCCAGUGUCAGCUCCCAGUACAGCGUGAACCUGGAGUGGCUGCGCAUGGCCAUUCCUGAGCAGCCUGAGCCUCCCCCAGAUUACAACACCAUUGUCUCUGAGGAGGAGGCUGAGCAGAACAUGACGCCCCCUCAGGCUGAGGAGGACUUCAGUGGGAUGCUGGAGCGCCCCCUCUUCACUUACGUCCAGGAGUUCCGGUUCAGGCCUCCACCGGUGUACAGUCUGGUGGACCCCAACCCUCAGCCCCUCAACAUGAGACCUCGCUGCAUGACGUGUUGAACGGUUCGUCUCACCUGAACGGCACGCAAAUUUCUGACAGAAAUAAAGCAGAAGAUUAAAACUAAGUGAUUAGUUUUCUCCCGGACCGCUCUUCGGACCUGGAGCCGAGCGCUGGGAAACUGCUCUUGCUGUUGGUCGGACUGGUGCGAAGCGGAGAGAAGGAGUGUGAAGCGUCGACAGGACCAGAAUAUGGGAAGACUCUUUGAAAGGAAAAAAGGGACUAGGAAAAGAAGAAAGAAAAGGAAAGAACAUUCCCCUUGUCCUGUCAUCCUCAGUGAUAUGCUCCAGUCCACGUCCUCAGAGCUGUUGUUUCCUCCCACUAGUGGUAUACAGACGCAGUGCUGUGUUUGUGUGUGGGGGACUGGGAAAUGUUGGGGAAGAUCACUUUGGGGGGUGAAGGUUCCUCAUAUCUGCAGAUAGGCUAUUGCCAGCUUGUUCUGCUGGACAAAGGCCUUGAAAAUGGAUGAUCUGUAACAUCCCCUCCAGCAUAUCCCACAACCUGAAAAUGCCCAAACCUGCAUUUGGAAGGUAGCCUCUCAGCUUGUGGCCCCUUUGACAAUUUCUAUAACGGGUCAAGCAAAUGAAGAAAUUGAAGAACAGGGCACAUUACAUGAGAGUCACAAUUUUGGUUAGAUGCAGAGGAGUCAAAGGCAGUCUGAUCAGAAGGUUCAUACAGCAGGUUUUGACGUUAACGGUAGGCGACACGGGUAAAAAAAAAAAAGUGAGAGAAAGGGAAAAUCGUGAAAGCUUCUAGUGUUUCUAAAACGAGUUGAAAGCAUUGCAUGAGGAUAUUUGGGAAGCAUCUGCAUUCUUGUCUCUCUGGCAAGGGAAAAGCAUUGUGUUAAGAUGCCUUUUGCAAACUGUCGUGUGAUGAAGAGAGUUUUGAGGAUUGAGCAUGUGAUUGUGUAGGAAAAGUUAAUCUUGUGUAAAAGCUAUAACACAACAAUGUCUGUAUGCAGAAAUGUUGACACGCAUAAUCUUUCCUCAGAAAGUAGGGGGAGUUCAUAUUUAAUGAUCCUCUCUGUGCUUUGGAAAUGCCAAAGAUUCUAGCGAAAUAAAUCACUCCUUAGACUAUUCUCAGCAGUUGUUCGUGGAUUAGAACUGCAAAUGAUGCUGCAUUCAGUGUGAAACAUAGCUUCUGAAGCAGCAAAAGAAGAACAAUCUGAGCCAUGUUAUUGGUGCAUUUUAUUAAAGCCAGAUGCCUGUCUUGAUAGUAGUCAUGGUAAAACUAUUACAGGACAGUUGCUCAAUGGUACGUGAAGCUUUAACUUUGUGAUGCCACUCUGAAGUUUGUUACUGCAAUACAUUCCAAAACUGAGGGGUUUUCCCUCUUUACCAAAGAGUAAUGACUUCUGUUCACCAACACUCACCUGUUGUGAUGUGCAUGGCAUUCAUUUUAAACUGAAUGUAUUUUGUAUACUUGUUAAUGUUGAAUUACUGAACUUGCCAAAUUUGUAAUUUUGUAAUUUUCUAA
Messenger RNA from Megalops cyprinoides (Indo-Pacific tarpon), 2897 nucleotides. RefSeq names its product arrestin domain containing 2 (gene arrdc2). Gene Ontology annotation, cellular component: plasma membrane; cytoplasm. The transcript has 8 exons. Gene Ontology annotation, biological process: protein transport. Lineage: Eukaryota; Metazoa; Chordata; Actinopteri; Elopiformes; Megalopidae. Bases 200 to 1423 code for a protein of 407 amino acids. The record is from RefSeq and is a predicted model, not a curated record.